AAGAGUGAGAGCGAGAGAGAGAGAGAGAGAGAGAGAGAGAGAGAGAGAGAGAGUUCAGUAUCGUAUCACUCCCUUGGAGCUCUACAGCUGAGCUCACCGGAAGAUUGUCUGGGAGGAGAGAAGGAGAGAAAAGAGAGGGGGAGAGAGCAAACGAUAAAUUUUGUUUGUGGCGGGGGAACGAGCGAAUGAGUGGAAGAGAAAAGGCGCAGAGAGAGAGAGUGAGAGAAAGAUAGAGAGAAAGAGAGAUAGAGCGUGUGAUGGAUGUGUGUGUGUGUGUGUGUGUGUGUGUGUGAGAGAGAGAGAGAGAAAACGAUGUGAGAUAUGCUGAACCUGACGAAAUGCGCUGGACCGUCCUAACAUUCCCUCGCUCCCUCCCUCCUUCCCUCCCUUCUUCCCUCCCUCCUCUUCCAGCCGGCUUCUUUGUCACUGACCCUGUUCAAGAUGCUCUCAGUGUGUGUGUGUGCCAUGUGAAAGUGUCUCCGCAUCGCUUGCGCUCAGCCGAACGCAUUCGCACUCGCAUGUUCACACACACACUCUGGGAGAAAAAGAAGAAAAGGAAGAAAAAGAAGAGGAGGACUGAUCAGGAUUAAGGCAGGAACAACUUUACGCUGCUCUGCCAUGGACUGAGCGGUGUGGACCCUGUCCUGAACGCUGUCCCGGACCCUGUCCUGAACGCUGUCCUAGACGCUCGCACCUCCACAUCUUCCAGCUCCUCCACUCCUCCACAUCUCUACAGCUUCAUCAUCCUCGUCCUCACCGGCCGUCAUGCAGGUGUCUAUUGCCUGCACUGAGCACAACCUGAAGGGUCGGAAUGGAGAACACGGCAAGCAGAGUGCCACCAGCCCCAACGUGGUGAACGCAGCUCGUGCCAAGUUCCGCACGGUGGCCAUCAUCGCGCGCAGCUUCGGCUCCUUCACUCCGCGACACCACAUCUCUCUGAAAGAGUCCACGGGAAAGCACACGGGAAUGAAAUACCGGAACCUUGGGAAGUCUGGAUUGCGUGUAUCGUGUCUGGGACUUGGAACCUGGGUGACUUUUGGAAGUCAGAUAUCCGAAGAGGUAGCAGAACAGCUGAUGACCAUAGCCUACGAGAGUGGUGUGAACCUGUUUGACACGGCCGAGGUUUACGCUGCAGGAAAAGCUGAAGUCAUCCUGGGAAAUAUUAUCAAGAAAAAGUGCUGGAGGAGAUCCAGUUUAGUGAUUACGACGAAGCUCUACUGGGGAGGAAAAGCUGAGACUGAGAGAGGCCUUUCCAGAAAGCAUAUAAUAGAAGGUCUCAAGGGCUCUUUACAGAGAAUGCAGCUGGAGUACGUGGACGUGGUCUUCGCCAACCGUCCUGACAGCAACACGCCGAUGGAGGAGAUCGUAAGAGCGAUGACCCAUGUGAUCAACCAGGGGAUGGCUAUGUACUGGGGCACAUCCCGAUGGACCGCGAUGGAGAUCAUGGAAGCGUAUUCGGUGGCGAGGCAGUUUAAUUUGAUCCCCCCAGUGUGCGAACAAGCCGAGUAUCACCUCUUUCAAAGAGAGAAAGUGGAAGUGCAGCUGCCUGAGCUCUACCACAAGAUAGGUGUAGGAGCCAUGACGUGGUCCCCUCUUGCCUGUGGAAUCAUCACCGGAAAGUACGAAAAUGGCAUCCCAGAGUCCUCCAGAGCUUCGAUGAAGUCGUACCAAUGGCUGAAAGAGAAGAUCAUGAGCGAGGAUGGAAGGAAGCAGCAGGCUAAGCUGAAGGAGUUGGCUCACAUUGCAGAGAAGCUUGGCUGCACACUUCCACAGCUGGCUGUGGCCUGGUGCCUGAGAAACGAAGGUGUGAGUUCAGUUCUCUUAGGAACCUCCAACCCACAACAGCUAACAGAAAACCUGGGAGCCAUUCAGGUUCUACCUAAGAUGACGUCUAAUGUCGUGACUGAAAUCGACCACAUACUUGGAAACAGGCCGUACAAUAAGAAGGACUAUCGCUCGUAGGGGAUUAGGCGUCGUCAGGCCGGUGUGUUUCUUGAUCUCAAAACCUGUCUCCUCCUCCUCUUCCUGUUCCUGGGUUUGCUCUCUCAGCGUAUGGGAGAGAGCCUCGCCUCGCCUCACCUCGCCCGUCUUCUGUUUGUGCAUGCCCCCUUUUCCUGGCUGACUCAACAGCCGCAAAUCACCAUGACGACAAACUCUACGAAUAUAAAACGACGCACGAAAAUAAAAGAAACGUCAUGUAGCAAAGGAAGUGCAAUGCUCCGAGAGACCUGUCAACCCCUGACAAGUCUUCCGCUCGUGGAGCUGGGAGUCAAGGGACGUAUGCUGGAGACCUGGAGAUUGAAGAGACAGGAGGUGUGGAGAACAUCUCCCUCUGCUGUUCCAAUAGGAGAACUGCAGCCUUGCUUACGAGAAACUGAAACGGAACGAGGCAUCCUGUUACACGCAUCCAUACUGGUCUUUGCUUGUUUAGCGAAAGCCUGCAUUAGUAAUUGCAUCUGAUUAAAGAAAAGCCUGUUUUCUUUUUUUUUCUUUUUUCGAGAGCACAAAUAGUGUGACACUGAUCACAAUGCUUUUAGCAGAAAACUGAAUGGCUUCGGAGCUUAAAAUAAAUUAGUGCAAAUUUGAACAAAAAGCCAGAACGCUUAAUUAUCAGGUCGCUUACCUGGAGGAUGUUUUACAUUUCUACCACAUCAAAUUAGAUUCCAGAUUGACGGCAUUGUAGAAUUAACUCGAUAUAUGUAAAUAGUGCAUCCUGAACAACACACACACACACACUCACAGUUAUACACUGUGAGAACUUUUACCACUAUGGUCUUGUUUGUGUUUUUUUCCCCACGGUUCUUUUCGCUCAUAAGGAUGAAGUUCAACUCAAUUCAAUACCUUUGUUUAAAUGCAGAUUGAUAAUCCAUCGUUCUGAUAAUCUGAUUAACAAUGAGAGAGUAUCGCACUGUCAAGAAUUCAACACUUUUCGAGAUGCACAUGCAUGUUCCUUUUGUUCCUAUGCAUUUAACAAUAUAAAGAUGUCCUUUGACCAAACAAAUCUACAAAUGUCCAGACUUUAUUUUCAGUGAAAAAUCCUCCCUCAGCAUGAAGAACAGCUUUACACAAUACCAGCACCUGGACAGUUCCUUUCACCAAACGUUCAGCUGAAAUACUUUGCUGUGCCUCUUGAUAACCUCCCCAAAUAUGUUCUUUACUGGUUGGAGAUUUCUUUCUGACCUUAUGAUCCAAUCUUAGAGCAUUUCAGUAGGAUUCAGGUGCAGUGACGGGGCAGGUUGUUCUAUUAUAAAUAUCACUCCAGACGACUGUUUUCUCUCUAAAUAAUACUUAAAGAGCUCGGAUGUACGGUUGUUGUACGGUGAAAUCAGUUCCACUCGAGCUGCAUGGUGUUGAAGUGUGGAAUGUGGGCAGGAAUUGGUUCAGGAUUCCUUUCACUUUCCACUUUCACAUCUUCUCUCCUUCUUACACAAGUUCUUCUGUUAGAGACAUAAAUGUCAUAUUUGGACUCUGUAGAACUUUCUUCCGCUCAUUUAAUGUCCAAUUACUGUAUGUCUUUGCCUUUCACCAAGUUUGUUGCAUAGAAACAAUGUGAACAUUUACAGCAGACACCCUUAUCCAGAGCAACUACUAUGCUAGACAUUCACGUGUCUCAAUAACAGAAGGUGUCUCCAAACUUUUGAGCCACUAUGUGUAUUUAAAUGAAAAGAAUUCCAGGCAAGCUCAAAUGCGCAGUUGAGUCGACUCAGUUUCUGGGGAUUUUCAAGAAUGGAAAUUUAAUGGGAAUUAACGAGAAUAAACUGAGCAUUUACAAAAUUGCAGUGAGUCUAUAACAGGGAACUUAAAUAUAGUUUACUGUAUGUAAUUAAUAUUGCAGGAUUAAUCUUUGGGUAAAACAACCAGAUUGAAUGCAACUUCAUUUAAAUUUUACCUUCACAUCCAUCGAUCACAUGCACACAGCAGACUUACUGCAGGGCGACUGAGGCCAUGCCCCCUACAUGCACUGUGCAUUCAUGCAUAACAUAUAACACACCAUUUCUUAAAUCGUGCACACAAAAUAAUGUCCAAAAAUUUCCAUCUUGGCAAGUUUUCACAUAAAUUGCAUAAAUAUUAUGUUUAAAAUGUCCUUGUGCUGUGUGUAAGCUAUUGUGCAACAAAAUUGUACUAACAAUUAAGUCAAAAAUGUAAUUUUUUCAUGUCAGCUUAUGACUAAACAAAAUAUUUAUAUUUGUUUGUAUGUGUGUAGGAAAUUUCCCCGACUUUUCUAAUUACUUCCGAUCAAUUCCCAUACAUUCCUGAUUCCUAUUUCCUAUUUUGUUUCCUGUAAAACUAUUUCCAAAAUUCCUCAGAACAAGUUCCUAUAGAAAGUUUCUGGAAAUUUUUCACCACUUUGCAAACCUACUUUUUAUGAAUAAAAUGAAAUAAUGCAGUGGAAUUCAGUGAAAGUUUUUUUACAGUAGAAUUUCAUCUGAACAUCGAACUCCAAGGCAGGAUUUACUUCAGACACAAUUUCUUCUUCUCGUUAUGUGUCCAAGUGGGAAAAUUUAAAAAUUAUAAAUACGAUUUAACAUUUGUUAUCGACACUAAUUAAUUAAUUGUGUGAUUGGACACUUGGCUAGCAUGCUAACAGAGACCCUCUGAGAGAGCCUUGAGUGUGUCUUCUUGUUUUGGUAACCUUGAGACACUCAUAGACACAAUAUAUGUCUAUAUACUGUAUAUAUACUGUAUAUAUAUAUAUAUAUAUAUAUAUAUAUAUAUAUAUAUAUAUAUAUAUAUAUAUAUAUAUAUAUAUAUAUAUAUAUAUAAAAUACCAUCCUCCUCUCCUACAUUGCCAGAGGUUUUUCAUUUCUGACAUGAUGUGUGUAGAGACAUUUCCUGGAAAAUGUGUGCAUUGUUUGGUUUGUGUGUGUGGUGGUGGUGGUCCGUGAAAAACCCAUCAGUUACAACAAUAUACUUAUAUUUACUAAACUGUAUGGACAAAAGUAUUGGGACACCUGUCUUUUCCACCCAGAUGUUUUUUUCCCCAAAUUGUCAUCACAAAGUUGAAGACACACAAUUGUAAAGGACGUCUUUGGAUGAGAUAGACUGACAUUUUCCCUUCACUUGAAGUAGGAGAUCCAAACCUGUUCCAGCAUGAUUAUGAUCCUGUGCACAAACCCAGCUACAUACAGACAUGUUUAACAUGGGAUGGAGGAUGUGGACGUUCUCCUGCUCUAGAUCUCUGACCUUAACCCUACUGAACUAUUAAAUGUGAACACUGACUGCAUCCAAGGCCUCCUCAUCUCACCUACAUCAGUAUCUGACUCGACAUUACAACCACCUUUGUGGCUAAACGAAUCUCCACACGAAUCUCCACACAAUCUAGUGGAAUAUCUUCACAGAAGAGCGGAGGUUCAUAUAACAGAAAAUCGGGACUAAAUGAGAAAUCAAACAAAAGAUGCACAUACUGUGGAUUCUCUCACAGUCAUCUCAAGUGGCUCUAAAUGUAAAUAAUUUCCAGUUAAUGAGAACUUUAUCCUGAAGGUUUCCAGCAGGUCCUGAGAGCAGAAUGGGAACAGGACCACCAUGGCUGGUGCUUAAACUUGGACUUUUACCUCAGAGAUGUGAAUGAGGCUUUUAAUCGAAGUGAGAUCUCAUGCUUUGCUGUUAAUAGAUGGCCUUCUCAUUGUUAGUUGUCUAAUAGUUUUCCAAUCCUCACUUCUCACUGAUAUACAUGCAAACGAGGAACAUCUUUCAGUGUUCCCAAAACUUUGUGGACACCAGACCAUAAGAUUGGUAUGUGCUUCUUUGUGAACAUCCCAUUCCACAUUGAGCCAUCAUUUGUUGUCAUAAGAACCGCCACACUUCUUGGAAGAUGUUCCACUAGAUUUUUUGAAAAUUUGUGCUCCUUUAGCGUGUUAGUAAAGUCAGGUACUGAUGUAAGUGAGGUGAGGAGACCUGGGGGGCAAUCAGUGUUCACUUUCAAUAAUUCAAUAGGGUUGAGGAUCAGAGAUCUAGAACAAAAGAUAUUUCGUAUCUUUCAACCCAUGUAAAGCAUAUCUUCAUGGAGCUGGUUUUGUGCAUGGGAACAUUGUCAUGCUGGAACAGGUUUGGGUCUCCUAGAUCACACGAAGGGAGAAUUUCAUGCUCCAGCAUCCAAAGGCACCCUAUACAACUGUGUGCCUCCGUGUCUGUGGUAACAGUUUGUGGCAGAACCACAUAUGAGUGGAAAAGUCACGUGUCCGAAUACUUUUGGGUAAAUAGUACGGAUCUGACCAGGGGAAAAGUUUUCUCAGGCAGCUUUCACAAUAAUGCUCAUCCACACGUCCUCACAUUGCUACAGCACACCUCUGGACCGAGUGCCUUUAUAAUUACAUGCUUGGGAUUUCACACAGGGCGUCUACAUCAUACAUCAUACAUCAUACGUCCAUCAACGGCCAUGUGUAUGUGACAAAACAACCAACUCUGUAAACAAGACACAAUUGCUCUAUAGUAGUAUCAUGUGUGUCACCUGACCCCCUCCUGGAUAAACUUAGUUACUUAUGUACACAAUAUGUACAAUAUGUAGAACUCAAUUAUAUGCCUGAAAUAAAAACAAUAAAAAAUCA
Messenger RNA from Silurus meridionalis, 6545 nucleotides. RefSeq names its product potassium voltage-gated channel subfamily A regulatory beta subunit 1a (gene kcnab1a). The record is from RefSeq and is a predicted model, not a curated record. Gene Ontology annotation, cellular component: voltage-gated potassium channel complex; cytoplasm; membrane. Gene Ontology annotation, biological process: negative regulation of delayed rectifier potassium channel activity; potassium ion transport; transmembrane transport. The transcript has 14 exons. Gene Ontology annotation, molecular function: potassium channel regulator activity; voltage-gated potassium channel activity; transmembrane transporter binding. Bases 766 to 1962 code for a protein of 398 amino acids. NCBI's taxonomy places the organism in Eukaryota, Metazoa, Chordata, Actinopteri, Siluriformes, Siluridae.